This is a messenger RNA of Eubalaena glacialis (North Atlantic right whale), 3090 nucleotides long. RefSeq names its product extracellular matrix protein 2 (gene ECM2). Gene Ontology annotation, molecular function: protein binding; collagen V binding; heparin binding. The coding region runs from base 15 to 2102 and encodes 695 amino acids. Gene Ontology annotation, cellular component: extracellular matrix. The record is from RefSeq and is a predicted model, not a curated record. NCBI's taxonomy places the organism in Eukaryota, Metazoa, Chordata, Mammalia, Artiodactyla, Balaenidae. Gene Ontology annotation, biological process: positive regulation of cell-substrate adhesion; extracellular matrix organization. The transcript is spliced from 9 exons.
GUGAAAAAGCAAGCAUGAAGUUUUCAAGCUUUUAUUGUUUUCUUCUGCUUCUCAUUUUUCAAACUGACUUUGGACAAAAUGAAGAAACUUCUAGGAAGGAAAGAAGGAAGAUGUAUUAUAGAAGACAGAGAAAAAGUUCCUCGCCCAUCCACAGAUCCAGUAGACAGCUUGGAAUUAAGCAAAUGAGGAUAGUUACACCAGCAGCAACACUUCCCAUGGUUAACUUGGAUUAUAGUACGGAGGAAAAGUUUGAAUCCUUUUUAAGAUUUCCUGGAGUAGAAUCAAGCUAUAAUGUGUUACCAGGAAAGAAAGGACACUGUUUGGCAAAUGGGAUGACCAUGUAUAACAAAGCUGUAUGGUCUCCUGAGCCCUGCACUACCUGCCUCUGCUCAAAUGGAAGAGUCCUUUGUGAUGAGACCAAGUGCCACCCUCAGAUGUGCCCCCAAACAGUUAUACCUGAAGGAGAAUGCUGCCCCGUCUGCUCUGAUACUGUAGCCUCCUAUUUGCUACUCAGUAGUAUAGCAUUAAAUGACAGAACUGAAUUUUCUGGUGAUUCUUCAGAACAAAGAGAACAUACCAGUUUACUUCAUAAGCAACAGCCGUCUCCUUGGGUGGAAAUGCAUCCAGCACUGAGAAAAGAGGAACUUCAAUUUGAGGAGGAUGAAGAAGAAAUUAAACAAGAUGAAGAUAGGGAGCAAAAGGAAAAGAUCCCUAGACCUGGAGAUUGGGGGAGACCUCCCAAUGAGGGACAGAGCAGAGAAGGGGGAGAGCAGAGACCUGGAGAGGAGGGGAGGCAGGCCCAUCAACACAGAAACCCAGCAAGGGAGAAUGAGGAUGAGGAUGAGGAUGAGGACGAGGACGAGGAUGACGAUGACACCGUCAGAGGAGAUAUGUUCAGGAUGCCCUCUCAACUCCCAAUCCCAGCUACCCCCAGAGGCAUACCACCUCUGCCAAGCAGGUGCUCUCUGUCAUACAAAACCAUUUCCUGUAUCAGCGCCGACCUCACACAAAUACCACCGCUAACAGCACCAGAGAUAACAAGUCUGGAGCUCAUAGGCAAUUCUAUCACCUCCAUUCCGGAUGAAGCAUUUAAUGGAUUACCGAAUUUGGAAAGGCUUGAUCUGAGCAAAAAUAAUGUCACCUCUUCAGGCAUAGGUCCAAAAGCAUUCAAGCUUCUAAAGAAUUUAAUGCGCCUGAAUAUGGAUGGAAACAAUUUGGUAGCGAUUCCUUCAGAACUACCAUCUACAUUAGAAGAACUUAAAAUCAAUGAGAACAAUCUUCAGGUUAUUGAUGAAGAAAGUUUAUCAGACUUAAAUCAAUUGGUCACCUUAGAAUUGGAAGGAAACAGUCUCAGUGAAACCAAUGUCAAUUCUUUAGCUUUCAAACCUUUGAAGAGCCUAUCCUACCUGCGUCUGGGAAGAAAUAAAUUUAGAAUUAUACCACAGGGUCUUCCUGCUUCUAUUGAGGAAUUAUACCUAGAAAAUAACCAAAUUGAAGAAAUAACUGAAAUUUCUUUUAAUCAUACCAGAAAGAUCAAUGUCAUUGUACUACGUUAUAAUAAAAUUGAAGAAAAUAGAAUUGCUCCUUUAGCCUGGAUAAAUCAAGAAAAUCUAGAAUCAAUUGACCUCUCCUACAACAAGCUCUACCACGUCCCCUCCUAUCUACCCAAGUCGCUGCUGCACCUUGUGCUCAUCGGCAACCAGAUUGAGCGCAUCCCUGGCUUUGUGUUUGGCCACAUGGAACCAGGCCUGGAAUACCUGUACCUGUCAUUUAAUAAACUUGUGGAUGAUGGCAUAGACCGAGUUUCCUUCUAUGGGGCUUAUCAUUCUCUGCGAGAGCUGUUUCUGGAUCAUAAUGAAUUAAAAUCUAUACCACCUGGGGUACAAGAAAUGAAAGCACUAUAUUUUCUGAGAUUGAACAACAACAAGAUACGGAAUAUUCUUCCAGAACAAAUUUGCAAUUCUGAAGAAGAUGGUGAUUCAACCCUGGAACAUCUUCAUCUUGAAAACAACUAUAUUAAAACAAGAGAAAUAUCAUCCUACGCAUUUUCAUGCAUAAGAUCAUAUUCAAGUGUUGUUCUUAAACCACAAAAUAUCAAGUAAUUCCACAUUUUUCUUUGUUAUUUGUAAAUUAUACUCACAUAUCUGUUUCAGUAGCAUCUUUCAUCAAUGAGAGAGAUAUAAUGUCAUGUUAUACUUAGUAUCAUUAUGCUAGCCAACCUGAUUCGCCAAUGCACAGAAGAACAACCAAAGACAUAUCUACAAGGUUUAGUCUUCUAGCAGUUUUAGUGAAGGUUUCAGUUUUACACUCUAGAAAGAAGCCAUCUCAUUGCAAAGUUUUCUCAUGAGAAUAGGAUGUUGUGUGCUACUGAACUAGACUGGGAGAAUCUAGAACAAAAUAAGCAUGUCCUUUACAACAGAUCUUAGUAUUGCUAUUAGCUAAGAACUCCCUAAGUCCUUUUAAAAAUUAUGUAUAUUAUGGUUCAAGACCAAGAAGUUGAUAACAGGAAAAAAUAAUAGGUAGAAUUUAUGAACUAGUGUUCUGUUUAUUAUUCUACUGUUAAAGCAAUAAUUUAUUAAUUUUCUAUAAGACCCUAUGAUACAAUUACUGGUAUAAAUAAACUUAAUUAUUGUCUUAGCUUUAGUUCCUUCUAUUAAUUACACGUGUGGAACUAAAACACUACUAUAAAGUUAAUUUCCUGGUUUUGAGAAUUGUACUAUGGCUAAGUAUGUGGUUAUUAACAUUAGGGGAAGCUGGGUGAAGGGUAUAUGUGAAUUCUAUAUGAUUUUUGUAAUUUUUCUGUAAGUCUAAAAUUUCUCUGUAAGUCUAAAAAGUUUAACAGUAUUUUAAGAUCACCCUCAUUAUUCUUUGCUCAAGAUCAAAAGAUUUUAUGGGAAGCAGUGGAGUUUGCUUAAAAUAUAUGUUAAUUUUCCUUGACUAAACCUUGUAAAUGUAAACCUAAUGCAUAAAUUUAAAAAAAUUUUUGCUCCUCUGGUCAUUGUUAGUACCUCUUUUCUUUGUCCUAAUUUGCUCAAAUGUAUCCUUUUACUCAGUUCAAUUUAACAUAAAGCUAUUAGUAUUCACUAUAUA